Molecule: messenger RNA, 7574 nt
Organism: Pygocentrus nattereri (red-bellied piranha)
Lineage: Eukaryota; Metazoa; Chordata; Actinopteri; Characiformes; Serrasalmidae
Gene: ankfn1a
Product: ankyrin repeat and fibronectin type III domain containing 1
Exons: 24
Coding region: 160-4359 (1399 amino acids)
Biological process (GO): establishment of mitotic spindle orientation; regulation of establishment of bipolar cell polarity
Cellular component (GO): spindle
Molecular function (GO): protein binding
Source: RefSeq, a predicted model, not a curated record
CUUUGAAGUUCGGACGAGGAAACUUUCAAAAGAAAUCGUCUUUUUCCCUUUUCUUUUCAAGCACACGGUUCAAAACUGCUCCUAUACUUCCCCAGACAGCCGAGUGCAGAGAUGAAGAAAGAGCUGUAUGAAAUGAUUGAAUAGGAAUGGAGGGAUUUUAUGUUCGGAACGAAGAAUAAUUGCCAGAUGACAGAGGGUGCCGAGCUUGGGUCACUUCCUGAUGCCGAACAGGGAUCAUACUUGAGAUGGCUCAAGAUGUCUUAUGAGGCAGAGAAGACAUGCCUGCUCAUCCCUCAGGAAUCCCGAGCAUCAUGUGUGUUCCACACAGCUGAUGAGAAAGAUGAAAUCCCAGGCAUGGGAGAGGACAGUGUUUUGGAGAUGCUGAGCUACUCUAAGUUCACAGACUUGGAGACAUGGCUAUGCAUGCCCUCGACACUGCUACCCAGGAGUCUGGAGUCCACAUGCUCGGCCUCACCACUGUCAAGCAGUAGUGACUCUGGAGACAUUGACACUGGCAGGCCUCUUGAGAGGGAGUCCAUCUAUUCAAACCAUUCCCAGGAGAGGGAAAGAUGCAUUUUGUCACCUUCUCCCAUCCGACCAGUCACUGUGCCCCCUUCGUCCCCUGUGGCCUUGCGGUCCACCUCCACCCCAACUCUUAACCCCAGUAGGGACUCCUGUCAGGGGGGUGUGAGUCUGAGGAAGCGGCGACGCCUGGCUGCCAGCCCCGGAGGACUGCACUGGAAUGCUUCAGGGUCAGUGCUGCGUGACUAUGACCGAGGAGAAGCGGCUUGUGUGUCACAGGUGAAACGCAUCCCCAAGCCUGUAGACUUGGAGAGACCCCGGGCCGAACUACGGUGGGACAGAGUGACCCUGAGGAAGACUGUGUCAGUGGACGACACACUCUUUCAACAGACACCCAGAGAGCACCACAGACUGCUCAGCCGGCUGGAGAGAGGAAAAAAGAAGCUCAGGAACAUCCAUAGUCUUGGAGCGACUGGAAGAUACGAAACCCGUAAAAAACCUGAGAGCAAGAUCUCCCGGUUGGCUCAGAGACUCAACCAAAGGCAGAGUGAUGCAGCGCUGAUCAAGGACUUCAGACCACUUCUGUUCUUCAGUGGUGCUUCAGGGAGCUCCCUGAGCCUUGACAGGACCUUCUCCGUUAGUAUGACCCAGCAGAUGCAGAACCUCCAGCUGACCCACAGUAAGAAGGGGGCUGGUCCCGCCUCUCCAAGUGCAGCCAAACGGCUCUACCGUAACCUCUCAGAAAAAUUCAAGGGCAGCCACUCCUCUUUUGAGGAUGCCUAUUUCUUUGGCCGCUCAGAUCGCAUUCGCAAAGCCUCGAAUGUGCAAAGCAGCGAGGCUCUCUUCGAGGCGGUGGAGCAGCAGGACCUGGACGCUGUGCAGAUCCUGCUGUUCCAGUACACAGCUGAUGAGCUGGAUCUCAACACACCCAACAGCGAGGGCUUGACUCCUCUCGACAUCUCCAUCAUGACCAACAAUGUACCCAUCGCCAAGCUGCUGCUCAAAGCAGGGGCCAAGGAGAGCCCACAUUUUGUGAGCCAGGAGAGCCGAGAGGCCCAUCUCUCAGCACUGGUCCAGGAGGCUCAGAAAAGAGCCAGUGAGCUCUCCACCCAGGUGAUGAGAGAGAGCCUCAGCCUGGAGACUUCUGACAAGGAGAAGCAACUGAAGGCCUGGGAGUGGAGAUGCAAGCUAUACAAACGAAUGCGUACUGGCUUUGAGCACGCACAGGUCCCAGAGGCUCCGACAGCUGUGCGCUUAACUGUGUCCAGCAGCACAUCUCUCACCAUCACCUUUCAGGAGCCGGCUAGCAUUAACUCAGCUGUGGUCACCAAAUAUAAAGUGGAGUGGAGCUGUUUGAAGGACUUCUCUUUAUUGGCUGGUGAACUGAUCCUAGAGAAUCUUACAUCUCUGAGGUGCACAAUAACAAGUCUUAGUACAGGAAGGCAGUAUUAUGUUCGUGUAUCCGCCUACAACAUGAAGGGCUGGGGACCAUCACAGCUCUCUCAGCCUCCCUGUGCUGUUCCCUCCAACUGGAAGGAGUGUGAUGGUAGAGAGUCACGGAAGAGAGGACAUAUUGAGGCCAUGGAGAGACUGCUGCAGCAGGUCCGAGCCACACACCAACACUACAGCUGCGGAGACACCUCGAAGCUGCAGAACACCAGUCGCAAGCAGUCUGUCUCUAGAAGCCUAAAACAUCUCUUUCAUUCCUCCACCAAAUUUGUUAAAACCCUCAAAAGAGGGAUCUACAUAGCUGCAGUAUUUUAUCAUAAGGACAGUCUGCUGGUAACUAAUGAGGAUCAGAUUCCCAUCGUGGAGGUGGAGGACUCCUACAGCAGCUCCCUCAUGCAGGACUUUCUGUGGUUUACCAAGCUUUCGUGUAUGUGGGAGGAUGUCCGGUGGCUCAGGCAGAGUAUGGCUAUUUCCAACUCGUCCUCCUCCACACUGCAGUCCAGGCAGAAGAUGCUGGCUGCCGCUGGCCAACUGCAGAACCUUCUGGGCACCCACAACUUGGGCCGUGUCCACUACGAGCCCAUUAAGGAUCGCCAUGGUAACGUGCUGCUUGUGACAGUAAGGGAGAUGGAGAGCCUAUACUCUUUCUUUAACGGGAAGUGGAUGCAGGUGUCCAAACUGCAAAGCCAGAGGAAGUCUCUAUCUACUCCAGAGGAGCCCUACGCUCUGGACAUUCUGCUCAUCACCAUACAGGACAUUCUAGCAUACCAGAGGCGCAGUCAGCACCGGCUGUCUCCAGGCCUGUACCUGGGCUACCUGAAGCUCAGCAGCUCUGUGGAUCAGAUUAAGGUGUUGGUCCCUCAACGAACACCUAACAUGCUCUGCCAUGCCAGGAUACGGGACAACUGGAACGUUUCCAGGGAUGAGUGGGAAUGGCUUCAGACCCUGUCUGGCCCUGAGGAGGUGGAAAGAGCAGAUCAGGCGGCAGACUGCCAUGCCCCCCUGCUCUUCUCUGAGCUCCAGACAGCCAUUAAGAGCCUGCUCCGCCAGAUCAAUCUACCUCUACACCAGGCCAAGCACUUCCGUCUCUACACACAGGAGGUGCUAGAGCUGGGUCACAAUGUGUCCUUUCUUCUGCUGCUGCCUGCCUCAGAUGACGUGUGCACUGCCCCGGGCCAGGCCAAUCCCUACACACCCCACUCGGGGUUCCUCAACCUCCCUCUUCAAAUGUUUGAGCUUGUUCACUUCUGUGCAUAUAAGGAGAAGUUUAUUGGCCUGUACUGCCGCCUGUCCUCUGUGCUUGACCUGGACGCCCUGAUCACCCAACAGGCUCUUAGAGAGGCCAUUACUGACACUGAACUGGCAACGGCAAAGCAGAGACACCAGCAUAUACUGGACUUUAUUCAGCAAAUGGACGAGAUGUGGCGAGAUAUCCGGUGGAUUACCGAUGCCCUGCAGUAUGCCCGCUAUAAGAACCCUCUGGGUGGGGUGCCCAUCACCUGGCUGGUGGAUGCGAGUGUAGAGCCUGUAACACAAAAGAAUGACUCCACCUCCUCAAACACAGACUACCUACCAACCCCCUCUCCAUCUCCUGAGAUGCGGAGAAGAAAGGCUACAAGCGAUUCCCAGCCAGGCUCAGAUGAAGAGGGCUGCUCUGAGGUCUUCCUCCCCACAGACAGCGACUAUGACUCCAGUGAUGCGCUAAGCCCUCGGGAUUUGGACCUAGUCUACUCCUCAGCCCAGGACCUGUCCCAUCAGGCCGUGCAUGCCCUGAGCGGGAGUGCUCCGGACGUCCUGCAGAUGCAUGACCUCAAAUAUACUGCCUGCUCCAUGGCCAUCCUGGAAACAGAAUCAUGCACUAAAGACCUGGAGGACCUGUCCCUGUCCACUUAUUCCUCCAAGUCCUCAGACAAGGCAUCCCGCUGCAAGUUUCUGGCCGACCCGCCGACCAAGAGGAAGCUACUGUCUAAGAGCCACCCCCAGAGGAGCUAUUUUGGUGGGCCGCAUCGCUGGCUGCGUGUUCAGAGUGAGAGUCAGACGCCCUCGCUUUCUGAGGGAGUUUACACCAGACAGAGUGAUUUGGACCUGCCACUCGAGCUGCCUCGCUCUUUACCACACUCACCCUCUGCCUCAUAUCGCCUGGAUGAGCGGAAGAACACUCACAGAGAGAGUAAACCCAACGUGCGCAGAAUCUUUGUGGAGUCAUGCAGUGAAACUUCCCCCAGCAGAGACAGCACUCACUGGCCAGAGGAGAGUGAGGAGACAGAUAGAAAGACCACUGUGGCAGAGACGGUGUCUGUAUUUAGCAUGGUCACAGCAGCUCAGGAUGUGGACUCCGAUGACCAAACGAAUGAUCAAGUUUCUGAAAUCCUCAGCAGCACACUCUAAGACAAACCUUUUCUGCAUUAUUGUAUGUCAUCUUGGUGUAAUCUGUCACAUAGCCACCAAACUGCCUCUUAAGCUCCACAAUAAGUACAUUUUCAGGCAUAAGAAAAUGCAGGUCUGUGCAUAAGUCAGAGGCCACUUUAUUUGAUUUCCUGUCAAAAUGGCCAUAAAGUACAAUUUAUUUAUUUUUCUGCUUCAGGAAAAAAAUAAACAGAAACAUACAUUUAACACAAAAUUACAGCCUCAACAAAAAAAUAUAAUAUCAAAUUCUUCAGCAUUUGAUGUAUGCACACUUUUUUACAACUCCCAUUUUUUCCCAGAGACUUUCAAAUUUUCAAAGAAAUUUGGAGGGAUAUUUUUCCACACCUCCAAAGUUGAGUCUUGGUUGCAGUUUAUGCUUCUCACAAUGCAAGUAUUACUAUUUGCCUUUCUCAAUACCAGCUUCUUGACAGCUACGCAUUUUUUCAGGCUCAUAGUGUCGAGUUUUCUCGAAGUAAAGGAUGUACAGAAACACCUGUGGAUGUUUUUGAAUCUAAAGCAAGAGUAGAGCUUGAUUUUCCCCUCUCUACCAAAGAUGAAAGUCCUGUUUAUCUAAUUGCAACAGUUUUGGUGGUCUACCAGAUCUUGCACGGUUAUUAGGAAUCCAAGUUUCUUUUAAUAAUUUUAAUAAUUUUUUGCACUCCAAACUUAGAAACUGCUGUUUUUUCUCCUUCUCCUUCCUUAUGCAAGUGGAUUAGGUGACACUUUAUUUUGAGUGGUCCUUUUAGCUAAAACAAACACACAACAGACUCUCAGUAACAUGUCAGAAACAUUCAGUUAGGCAUUUACUUAAACAUUUAGAGUUAGGAUUAGGUUUUGGGUUGAGGAUAAGAUUAGGGUUAGGAUUAGGUUUUGAGUUGAGGUUAAAUUUAGGGUUAUGAUUAGGACCAGGGUUAGGGUAAGGUUAGGUUUUGCUUAAUGGAAGUAACAUAUUAACAAUGCAUCUACUUCGUAUAAUGUAUCAACAAUACAUCCUCAGGAUAUUUACUUCAGUGUAUUCAGCUGCUUCACUACUGCUGCUUCACUGAUAUGUUGUUGAUGUGUUAUUGAUCAUCUGAGUUUAUUAAUCAUCUACAAAGGACCACUCCAAACAAGGUGUUACUGUGGAUUAUUUUGUAUCUCGUCUCCUCAGAAAUACCUGCUGAAAAAAUUGUUACUUAAGGGCCAUCUUGACUGGAAGUUAAAUAAACAAAGGAGAGUUUCUGACUUUUGCACAGUGUUGUAAAAGUAUGUUGUAGUUUGUAGACAGUCUGUGUAAUUUGUGCAUCUUCUUGAUAGAAUGUGGAGGGGAAAAUGAAGUUGCUGGUCAACUGUGUAGGACUCAUAUUCCGUGGCUCUGACUGUUAAAAUGCUGAUUAUUAAUGCAACAUGAAAAGUGCUGCUUUUACCUUUGAACUUGAAACUGCCUCUGCAUAGACUGGUAUCAUAGGUGAAAAGUGAAAAGUAGUACUUUUACUCUCAGUCUGUUUAUGGCUUUUAGGUUGAGUCUGAUAUUUGAGGUGUACUGUACACCUCUAAGACAAAUCACUGCCCAAGAGAUCCACUAGCACAGACAAGCUUUUAGUGUCGAAUAUCCCUGAAAGAUUAAUCAGUAUUUGAUCAAUCAGUGUUUGAUCAGUAAGUAGAAAGUAUAACUUGUCUCAUCUGAUCUUACCACAUCUAAGAAAAUACAAACAGUUCAUAUUCUAUUGUCAGAGAAUGAGGUCUGUUUUCAGGCCUGCUUUAACCAUUAGAAAUUAUCGUUUGCUUGGAGGGUUAAACAAUCAUAUUAUUGUUGCAAAGGGCCUGUCUUGGUCCAGAUGACAGUAGUGUGUGGAUGAAAGCUUCAGUGCAGGUUUUUAGGACCUAUUGAUUUAAACAAUCAACAGGUCCUUUCAUAGCAAAUGCCUUGAGUUGUAUGUUCUUUACCUCUUCAGAAUGAAUUUGUGUUGUGUGGUUGUUCUUAUCUGAAGUAUCAAAGGUUUGAUCCAUCUGUUCCCAUUCCUCUGGUGAUGGCUGGCAUUAAAACAAAUGGAAACCACUUGUGUUCUAUGAAUAGGCACAAAAGAGUGCAUUUUAGAGAUCUCUUUGCAACCUAUGCAUGAUGAAUGCAAGUAAAUUGAACAGAUAUCUUGCUUUUUUAAUGUCUUUCGCCCCUAUAAAAGAUGAUGCUCUUAUUUUCUUUUGAGACUGCAGAUUUGUACCACUUUAUAUGAAGGGUGUACACCACUUUAUUUGAAGGAUAUUUAUGCAUAUGUGGAUAUUUUACAGGUUGAAUAUAUACAAAAUGAUACUCUGAAUACUCUGGCAACUUGUGUCAGAAAAGCCAUAGAGAUUUCAAGUAUACAUGAAAGUGUUGUAUAAAAAAGUACAAUGCUGCACUGAGAGCUGGGCUGUAUUCAUUCAGCCAUUCAGCUGUCUCUUUGUAAGUUUAGACCAAAUUCAGCUCCUGACGGCUAUCCUGCAGAGGUUCAAUAAAAUGACAGUUUGUGUAUGCAAGAGACUGGACUCUCACCACUGAAGUCUUUGGAGUUCAAACUGCUGUCAGGAGAAGAGGCAACAAGGGCAGCAACAUUGUGAAUUUGUGAAUUUGUCUGUUGCAAUGUUAUGACUUGUUGAUGUUGCAGUGUAUUAAAAAUGUCUUUGCACAGUUGUUCCUCGAAAUAUGUUUGUACUUGACUUAUCUCCUUCUGAAGAUGAUGAAAAUGUUUCAUCCUCCCACGUUCUGUACAGUGAUGUCAGUUGGAGCUCAUGGUAACAUUGAGCUAAUGAUAAAAUGCACUACUUUAUUAUUCCUGUGUGUUCGGGCUCAGGCUCCAGCUCUUAUAGUGUAUGUUGUGCCUGUUCUCUAACGAGUGAGGUUUUUAAAUGAGAUUUCAUUGCAAAUACUCUGGUUGAGUCACUAUAGUCUGACCAGCUGUCGUUCCACAUAAGGUAUUAUUGUGCAAUUAUAAGUAUUUGUCAUGAUACCUUUAUACUGUGCACACAGCAAGCCAAAACUAUUAAAGAGCAUCAUAUCUGUAUAUUUUUGCAUUAUGCAUUUAUUGAUCCAAAUAAUAUAUUUCGGUAUCGUAUUUUUGACAGUUAUUGUCUCAUGUCAUCCUGGUUUCUAUUGUUAUGUUAGCUUUUGCAAUGCAACUGAAUCUGGCCUUGUGGCAGAUGUGUUUAUGACCUGAAAUAAAUUCCAGUGUAGAUAUGUA